CAUUCUCUCUCUCUCUCUCUCUCCUGGGACCUGGUUUCCCUUUUCUAGCAAAGAAACCCAGAAGAUUUCCCGUUCAAUUCAGUGUUACAUGCAUUACGAAACUCCAAUUUCAGCUCAAAUCAAUCUGCUUGCCGUCGUCUUCAAAUCUUCUUUCGAUCUGGCGAACAUCUACACUCUCCUUUGAGCAUACCAUUAUUAUUGAUUUGCUCAUUCUUCGUAAACCCCAGGACUCUACCUGUUUGAUUUUGAAAUAGAAAUCCAAGUUCAAGCAGAAUUUAAAGCUGGAUCACCUGAAGACGAUCGGUAGGGAGCUCGCAAUGGGCUCCCAAGGCGGUUUCGGCCAGUCAAAGGAGUUCCUCGACCUCGUAAAGUCGAUUGGCGAGGCUCGAUCCAAGGCUGAGGAAGAUAGAAUUGUCAUCCGUGAGAUCGAACUCCUUAAACGGCGGAUCGUCGAGCCUGAUACUCCUAAACGAAAGAUGAAGGAGUAUAUCAUCCGCUUGGUGUAUGUUGAAAUGCUCGGUCAUGACGCCUCUUUCGGAUAUAUUCAUGCUGUUAAGAUGACCCAUGAUGACAAUCUUUCUUUAAAGCGAACUGGAUACUUAGCAGUCACCCUAUUCCUCAACGAGGACCAUGAUCUGAUUAUAUUGAUCGUUAAUACCAUCCAAAAGGACCUGAAGUCGGACAAUUAUUUGGUAGUUUGUGCUGCAUUGAAUGCUGUUUGUAAGUUGAUCAAUGAGGAGACCAUACCUGCAGUGCUGCCUCAAGUGGUCGAGCUAUUGGGUCACCCCAAGGAGGCGGUUCGGAAGAAGGCAGUCAUGGCGCUUCAUCGAUUUAAUCAGCGAUCACCAUCUUCCGUGUCACAUCUCAUCUCUAAUUUCCGUAAGAGACUUUGCGACAAUGAUCCAGGAGUUAUGGGUGCCACCCUCUGCCCUCUUUUUGAUCUCAUCACAAUAAAUCCUGAUUCUUAUAAAGACUUAGUUGUCAGCUUUGUAAACAUACUUAAGCAAAUAGCAGAAAGAAGAUUACCAAAGGGCUACGACUAUCAUCAAAUGUCUGCUCCUUUCAUUCAGAUUAAGUUGCUGAAGAUUCUCGCUUUACUAGGCAAUGGGGACAAACAGGCAAGUGGACAGAUGUUUACUGUUGUUGGAGACAUAAUGAAAAAGUGUGAUACAACUAGUAAUAUUGGUAAUGCCAUUCUUUAUGAGGGGAUUUGUUGUGCUGCCGCAAUAUAUCCCAAUCCCAAAUUACUAGAGGCAGCUGCUGGUGCAAUUUCAAAGUUUUUGAAGAGUGAUAGCCACAAUCUAAGAUAUUUGGGUAUAGAUGCCCUUGGUCGGCUGAUAAAGACAAGUCCGGAGAUUGCUGAGCAACACCAGUUGGCUGUGAUAGACUGCCUUGAGGACCCAGACGAUACUCUGAAGCGUAAAACAUUCGAACUGUUAUACAAAAUGACCAAAUCAUCCAAUGUGGAAGUCAUUGCUGACCGGAUGAUCGAUUACAUGAUAAGCAUCAAUGACAGUCAUUAUAAGACUGAAAUAGCAUCAAGAUGUGUUGAGCUUGCAGAGCAAUUCGCACCAAGCAACCAAUGGUUUAUCCAGACUAUGAAUAGAGUCUUUGAGCAUGCUGGGGAUCUCGUGAAUGUAAAAGUAGCACACAACUUAAUGCGACUGAUAGCUGAGGGAUUUGGGGGGGAUGAUGAAACUGCGGACAAUCAGCUAAGAUCAUAUGCUGUAAACUCAUAUUUACGUAUUAUUGGUGAGCCAAAGCUUCCAACUGCAUUUCUUCAGGUUAUCUGCUGGGUCUUGGGGGAAUAUGGAACUGCAGAUGGCAAGUAUUCAGCUUCAUAUAUCAGCGGGAAACUAUGUGAUGUUGCUGAGGCAUACUCUAGCAAUGACACUGUAAAGGGAUAUGCAGUUACAGCACUGAUGAAACUGUAUGCAUUUGAGAUAGCUGCUGGAAGAAAAGUAGAUAUGCUUCCAGAGUGUCAAUCUUUGAUUGAGGAAUUGUCUGCAUCACACUCCACAGAUUCACAGCAACGCGCAUAUGAACUGCAAGCUGUUUUUGGCUUAGAUGCUCGUGCUGUUGAGAGUAUAUUGCCACUGGAUGCAAGUUGUGAAGACAUUGAGAUUGACAAAAGCCUUCCAUUUCUCAAUAGUUAUGUCCAACAAGCACUAGAAAAAGGGGCUCAUCCCUAUGUACCCGAAGAACUACGCUCUGCCGUUCUAAAUGUGGGACCUGUCGAGAACCGAGAGCAACACGAACCGUCACAUUCCCUCCGUUUUGAGGCGUAUGAGCUUCCAAUGCCAGUUCCAAGAAUGUUAUCAUCUUCCACUGAACUUGUCCCAGUACCGGAGCCUAUUUAUUCUAGAGAAGUUAACCAACACGACUCAACAGCUUAUCUGUCUGAGAGAGGAACAUCGUCUGAACUGAGGCUGAAACUUGAUGGUGUUCAAAAGAAGUGGGGUAAUAAGCCAAGUCACUCCCCUGCUGUUUCCAACUCAAAAUCUGAAGAACCAAGGACUACAAAUGGGACAAAACAGUCUUAUGAUACGUCAAAACGUACCACUUCAUAUGAAUCGGGAAAACAACAUUCGGAAAUAAUCCCCCCAGAAAAGCAGAGGCUUGCAGCUUCUCUCUUUGGCGGUGCUUCGAAAUCUGAGAAGAAACCUUCUUCUUCUUCUAGUGUCCAAAAUAAAGUCUCAAAGACAGUCAACCAAACGGUAUCUCUUCCAGAACCACAUGAUUUACUAGACCUGGGUGAGCCCUCCGUAACAACCACCAGUGCUCCGUCUGUGGAUCCUUUUAUGCAAUUAGAAGGGCUUCUUGGCCCUACACAGGAUUCGUCUACUCAGAGUUAUGGUUCUCUGUCUUCAGACAUGUCCACAUGCAGCAAUACGGUCGAAGAUUUUCUUUCUUCUGGUACCGAUUUGGCCAACACAGGUGGGUUGAUGUCAAGCACCGGACAAGUGACACAAUUGAGCAAAGGUCCAAAUCCGAAGAAUUCUGUACAAAAGGAUGCUUUGGUGAGACAGAUGGGAGUGACUCCGUCGACUCAGAAUCCCAACUUGUUCAAAGACUUGCUUGGAUGAACCGGGGAUGGUGUUCCAUAAAAAAUGUAUUCAUUACCAGGCUAUUCAGGUAAGGCUUUAGUUUGCUAGCUGCUCAAUAUGAGGAUGAAAGGGGGAUUGGAGGCUUUCAGGAUUAUGCGAUUUCUUUAGCACUCUAAUCAUUUGCUCUUGACCAUCGGUAUGUUUAUCUAAGUUGUGGCUUUGCCAUUUUGUUGUUAUUAUUGUUACACUGAGAAUCUCUUCUUUUUUUUCUCAUCUUUUUUAUGUUUAUGUUCAUAGAGGAGUUUACACCUGUUCUUAUGUUCAAUUGGUACUUAUGUUUAGUAAGUAGUACAUGGUUGUUUAUUCUC
Molecule: messenger RNA, 3415 nt
Organism: Impatiens glandulifera
Lineage: Eukaryota; Viridiplantae; Streptophyta; Magnoliopsida; Ericales; Balsaminaceae
Product: AP-4 complex subunit epsilon-like
Exons: 11
Coding region: 318-3086 (922 amino acids)
Biological process (GO): intracellular protein transport; receptor-mediated endocytosis
Cellular component (GO): membrane coat; AP-4 adaptor complex
Molecular function (GO): cargo adaptor activity
Source: RefSeq, a predicted model, not a curated record